Messenger RNA from Caenorhabditis sp. 36 PRJEB53466, 1710 nucleotides. Lineage: Eukaryota; Metazoa; Nematoda; Chromadorea; Rhabditida; Rhabditidae. The record is from the annotation of a GenBank genome assembly.
AUGGAACAAUUUCUUAAUAAUGUGGAGAACGAGGUGCCCGGCGAGAAAAACGACAAUCCGAACGUCGUCUCAACGUCGUUUUCGAGCGAGGAAGACCAGGAUCUGUGGGAAUUUCUUAUCGACUACCCGCCGCAUCUGGUGGCGCUUCACGGCUGCGGCCACGUUUUCAACGACUUCAAAAAGCGAUACAGAACGCGUCGCACCACAACCGAGCUCAUUGAUAGGUCCGCAAAGUUUCAGACGAGUAAGUAAUGUCACCAAUAAAAGCAUCGCGUUCAGAUUCUUCAAUCAUUUGGUGCCCGGCAUUCAAGCGACGCAUUUCGACGUGCCGACGAAGCUGAUGCUCCACGCCAAGUAUAGAAUUUCUGUGGAUUUGAGUUAUCUGCAAAGGUAAAUCAAAAAUGUGUUCUAACCUCUUGCUGAAAAUGCUUAAUUUCCGCUGUUUUCACUCUCCAAACUCUCCAAAUGUAUUCAGAAGCGAGUUUGGCUAUAAACUGCAUUUUCAGUCGAUAUCCGCAGACCACGCCCCCUUUAUUUGUCGAUAAACCCGUUUCAGCCUUCGUGAAGUGGCGGACAUUCGGCUCGACGAGACGGGUACCUACAUCGUGGCGUUCCGCAUGAAAAGGGACGUCCCGCCCACACACCCGCUGUCCAAUUAUCUGACGCUCGGACGCUACACGAACGACGAGGACAUGGCCAUCUGGAAGCACCUGAUCGCCGCGCCGCCGGGCCUUCGUUGGGGUGAAAUAUGGAAGGGAUUCCGCGAGGCGACAGGCUCGCCGCGCACCGUCAACGGACUCUCGCAUCGCUUCUCAAAGUUUCUCGCGCCGUCGCUUCACCGCACCGAUUUCGAUAUCGAGACGAAGCUCGAGUUGUACACAAAGUAUCACAUCAAGGUGAACAAGUCGUUUCUCGAGAAGGAGUGCAUUCAGAACAACAAGUAUGUGCGUGUCUGGCUCGACAAGUUCGGGUGCAUCACCAAGUACGUGUUGAACGACGUGGAUCCGGCGAACGGCGGCGCGUGGACUUCCGACGAGCUCCGCGAGCAGAGAAUCGCGGAAAUUGUGGAUUAUGUGGCGAGCUCGCACAACUGGAACGGGGAACAGCAGCAGCCACGGGCACGCAGCGGGGUAUGUCGAAAAUCAAAACAUGUGAAUUAGCGCCAAUUUGUUUCGGGAUUUUUUUAAUAGAGCUCGUUUGCAGCAAUGUAUCCUUCUGCGUCCAUGUGAGCAGCCGGAGCAGGAUCCGUCGGCGAAGAAGCCAAAACUCGAGGAGCAACAGGAAGAGAUCGAUGUGGUUGCGGUGGACGAGAAAGUUCCGGAGAAGAAGGAGGUGGUGACAGCCGGCUCGCAAAAGUCUGCGGGACCGCCGAAUCAUCCGAAUCUCGUCUUCCCGUUCGUCGAAUCACUGAAAGAGGUGAUGACGGAAGUGGUGAAGAGUGCGAAUCGUCAGCUCAUCGAGGAAAUGACGAUGAAAAAGAAGAGCACCGUCCAAGAAAGCGCCAAAAAUCUGCUGAAGAGCAUGAAAGCGUUCGCCGCCGCCACAAAAGCCACGGAAACCGAACGAAAAGUACAGAAGACCAUUCAGAAUUUUGAGGAAAACGUGUGUACGCCCCCCGUAAUUCCAUAAAAGUAGUUUUUCCAGAAAAUCGAAAUCGACACGCUCGUCUCGGCGCUCAACAUCUCGCUCACCAUUCUCGGCUGUUAUUAA